Molecule: messenger RNA, 1026 nt
Organism: Doryrhamphus excisus (bluestripe pipefish)
Lineage: Eukaryota; Metazoa; Chordata; Actinopteri; Syngnathiformes; Syngnathidae
Gene: med29
Product: mediator complex subunit 29
Biological process (GO): regulation of transcription by RNA polymerase II
Cellular component (GO): mediator complex
Molecular function (GO): transcription coregulator activity; transcription factor binding
Source: RefSeq, a predicted model, not a curated record
CCAUCUUGUAUUUCCGGUUGUUUAAUCCAAGAUGGCUUCCCAGCAGCCGCAACCGGGUGGCCCAGGAUUACAACCUACAUCUUUACAACAGCAACAACAGCAGCAGCACCAGUUGAGUCAACAAGAUUUCGAUCCGGUUCACCGUUUUAAAAUGCUCAUCCCUCAGCUGAAAGAAAGCCUGCAGAACUUAAUGAAGAUUGCGUCUCUCAACUUGGCUCACAACACGACAAUAGAUAACGGAGUUAAAAGUAGCGACACCACUGUUCAGCGUUUUGACAAAAGCCUGGAGGAGUUUUAUGCUCUUUGCGAUCAACUGGAGCUGUGUUUGCGGUUGGCGUAUGAGUGCCUCUCCCAGAGCAUCGACAGCGCCAAGCAUUCCCCCAACUUGGUCCCGACCGCCACCAAACCGGACACAGUGCAGACAGAGUCCAUGUCUUACGGCCAGUACCUUGGCAUGAUCAAGUCUCAGAUCUCUUGUGCCAAGGACAUCCAUAAUGCUCUACUGGAGUGUUCCAAAAAGAUUGCAGGAAAAGGACAACCGCCAGGGAUCAUGUAGUCUUAGUCCAUUGUUUUGUACCUCAUUGUUCUACUAGAUACUUAUAUUUUGCAAUGUACCUAACAUUAAAACUUUUGCACGGAUGUCUUUAAAGACUGAUGUAAUUAAUUACAUGGUAUUGUGCAAUGAACAGGUGAGCUAGUAGUAAUGCGCCGACUGAGAUAUGAGCAGGUGGGGAGUCCGCAGCUGGGUGGUGCACCAAAUCAUUGUGUGCUCCUGUUAAGUACUUGCAUCCAAAAAUAGCACAUGUGAGUUCACAGUAACCGGCAGUCACCCACUGUGUCAGAACACAAACGCUAUAUACAGUAGAUUAUAAAUGUUUAUUUUUAGAUGCAAAGUGUAUAUUAAAAAUAUACAGCAAGGACAAUGGCUGCCAAUGCAGGUGGUGCUUUGCAAACACCAACCUCAGAUGAACGAUAAAAAAGGGAAAGAAUGAGUUCUUUUUACAAAGGUUACAGCAGAUACGAGAC